Messenger RNA from Laccaria bicolor S238N-H82, 921 nucleotides. RefSeq lists its product as uncharacterized. Gene Ontology annotation, molecular function: succinate transmembrane transporter activity; malate transmembrane transporter activity; antiporter activity. Lineage: Eukaryota; Fungi; Basidiomycota; Agaricomycetes; Agaricales; Hydnangiaceae. The transcript is spliced from 8 exons. Gene Ontology annotation, cellular component: mitochondrial membrane. Gene Ontology annotation, biological process: mitochondrial transport; thiosulfate transport; oxaloacetate transport. The coding region runs from base 1 to 921 and encodes 306 amino acids. The record is from RefSeq and is a predicted model, not a curated record.
AUGGCAGCGAGAGAUUUGUCAGUACCUGAUAGUGUCGUUCAAGCACUGACACCACCUGCGAAGAAGCCGUAUCCGUUUUGGUUGGGUGGUACGUUACGUUUCUGCGCAUAUAUCCCUUGGAUUCCCCUAGAUUUAACCAAAGUCCGCCUCCAAGCAUCAGGCGAUAAACGGAUGAUAGAGAGUAUCAAGAAGACUAUAAGAACUGCUGGCGUCCGAGGGAUGUUCGACGGCAUCUCAGGAACAUGGAUGCGUCAAAUGUCGUACUCCAUGUGUCGGUUCUGGGCAUACGAUGAGAGCAAGAAGUUGCUUGGUGCGGGGAAGGACGCUCCGGCGUGGAAGUUGGCUGCGGCUGGUAGUAUGGCGGGUGGUAUUGCGGGUUUUGUUGGAAACCCUGGAGAGAUCGUCAUGGUCCGGCUACAAGGAGACUUUGCAAAGCCCCCUGAGAAGCGGUUCAACUAUAAACAUUGCUUUGAUGCUCUCUUCCGCAUGGUCCGGGAAGAAGGCAUAUCUUCACUAGCCCGCGGCGUCGGUCCAAACGUGUUCAGAGCAGUCUUGAUGAACGCCAGUCAGCUCGCUUCGUACGACUUCUUCAAAGCAGAACUCAUCAAAACGCACAUAUUCGAAGAUAACAUUCUAUGUCAUUUCACGGCGAGCUUUGCGGCGGGGACGGUGGCUACUACCGUUUGUUCGCCUGCGGAUGUGUUGAAGAGUCGGAUUAUGAAUGCGUCGGGGCCUGGGUCGAAUUCUACCAUGGGUGUCAUUCGCCAAUCGCUGAAAACAGACGGGCCCAUGUUCAUGUUCAAGGGCUGGGUGCCCGCAUGGACGCGUUUACAGCCCACUACGAUACUCAUCUUUUUGACGCUGGAGCAGCUGAAGAAUGGCGUAGAUUUUUCGCGCAGGCAUGGGGUGACUUGGUUGUGA